Messenger RNA from Lachancea meyersii CBS 8951, 1842 nucleotides. NCBI's taxonomy places the organism in Eukaryota, Fungi, Ascomycota, Saccharomycetes, Saccharomycetales, Saccharomycetaceae. The record is from the annotation of a GenBank genome assembly.
AUGGGUGAAGAAAGUCCUAAAGUUUCAGGUACAAGUGGUAAAAACGAAGGGCAGCCUGCUCACGACAUUCCGUCCUCGCAGACUGCCCCUUCGUCUUCUAGUAGUGCAGAGGCCAAAUUGUCGAACAAGGAGCUGAAAGAACUGAAGAAGAAGGAAAAAGCUGCUAAAAGAGCGGCUCAAAAAGAGGCAAGUGGGAUUUCAAUGGAAAAACAGCAGCAACAAGCCCAACAGAAACGAGAGAAAAAAUUGGGUCAAAGAGAGCAACAACAGCUACCUGGCGGUGGCAAUAAGGGCAAACUCGUGGCGCCUGCGCCAUUACUGAAAGAGUCGACCCUUUAUGGCCAUCUAGAAACCACUGAGGAGAGACGCGCGUAUCUGCUGGCCGUGACAAGUGCCAUCAGUUCGGGUCAAGCUUCCAAGAUCACGGCUGCUGGGCUGAUGCUCCCCCACGUUGCCAGUGCCCUGAGUGGAAGCCACGUUCCCACAUCGUCCGGUGUAGCGUCUGCGACGUCAUCGGCCAGCACACAGUCGCAUUGCGUGACCACUGCUGCGGAACCCUCCAUUGCAGAUCUCGCCCAGAUGUUGGCAACAAUGGCAGUGGACGAUGAAUCGUCUAUGGUGGCGGGCACGUCCACAGUCAUACCACAGACUUUACUGAAAUCAAUCAGUAGUCCACAUCUGAACUCCUCCAUUAAAGAGCUGAUUACGAACAGAGCUCUGCUGCACCCAGCCAUAGCCCAACUGACAUCCGACAUAGCUGGCUACAAAAUCAUUGGGUCUAUUCCCCGUUGCUUGAUGAUGCUGGAGGCGUUCCAAAUAGCUAUCAAAGACUACAAAACUCCCGAGGGCACAACCUUGAGUCGUAACCUAACAAGUUACCUUUCCCAUCAAAUUGACUUUUUGAAGAAGGCCAGACCUCUCAGCGUCACCAUGGGUAAUGCAAUCCGGUGGCUCAAACAAGAGAUUUCUCUCAUUGACAUAAACACUCCAGACAUGGAAGCCAAAGAAGGUUUAUGUGAACAGAUCACUCAAUUUGCUAAAGAGAAGAUUGAACUUGCAGACCAUUUAAUCGUGGAGAAUGCGUCUCAACAUAUUUCAAACGGGUCUACCAUUUUAACCUACGGUUGUUCCAAAGUUUUGUGCGAUCUCUUCAUUCACAAUGCCACCAAACUUGGUAAAGACUUUCAGGUUAUAAUCGUGGACUCUCGGCCACUGUUCGAAGGUAGGAAGAUGACGGAGAAGUUGAGAAAUCACGGUCUUAACGUAAUGUACGUGCUCACCACAAGUUUGGGAACCGUUUUCAACAUGCAUAUCAAUUACGUUUUCCUUGGUGCACACUCUAUUCUAUCGAAUGGGUUCUUAUAUUCCAGGGUUGGUACUGCCAUGUUGGCUAUGAGUGCCAAAAGAAGAAAUAUACCCGUUCUGGUGUGUUGUGAAAGUUUGAAGUUCUCACAAAGAGUCCAACUCGACAGUGUGACGUCCAACGAACUCGCGGAUCCUAAUGACUUGGUAGUCAUAGACUCUAACAAUCCGGUCAAGAGACGUGGUAACAAGGGCUUUUUGCUGCAACAAUUCAUCAAAGAAAGGGAGCUGGAUAUCGCUAGUCAGUCACAGGAUCAGAAAAAGAAUGGGAAAGGAGGAAACCAGUCACAGACUCCGGUUAAAGUCGACGAAAACAAACCAAUUCUUGCAGACUGGCAGACAUCACCAAAGCUCAACAUUUUCAACAUCAUGUACGAUUUGACCCCCCCAGAGUACAUUAAAAAGAUCAUAACUGAAUUCGGCGCGUUGCCACCUUCGUCCGUUCCGGUAAUUCUGCGAGAGUACAAAGGUUCUGCAUAG